AGCAAACUGAUGUUGACGCUGAUCUUGUUUCUACGGGAUAUCUUCCAUCCGGAUAAUUUAAGUGUCAGUAUUGUCGUGAUCAAUCGAGAAUUUCCAACGAUUUGAACAUUGUUCUAUUUUGAAGCACAAGCAGUCACGCUUACUACUUAUCACUUCCCCUGCGUCAUCAUUCAUCGCUAUACAGUUUAUAUUUGCAUUUGUACAUUUAUUUGGCAAUUUUGUUCUCUCUUCUAGUUUUAUUUCUUUUUUCACCAGUUGCUAUUUCAAUAUCUUUUGUUUUUCAAGAUUCCCACUGCGUUUCUCGAUUCGUUAGACGAGCAUUCUGCACUUGCUUCUUACUACGUCAAUUGCAUUCUUGCAUUUUCGUUGCACGCUGCCACAAAUAUCAUUCGGACGUCAAUCAGCGACAAUGGACCCCGAUACUUCCGCGCCUGCCGCUCAGCCAUCUAUAUUCCGCUGGGUCAUCUCCUUCCUGCUCGUUGGCAUGGCAUGGGGCUUCACCACACCUUUCAUCCGCCGAGCCGCAAAGACAUACAAGCCCAUUGAGCGGCCCAGCGUGACGGAUCCAAACAAGAGUAUCGUCACGCGGUACGUUCUCAAGGGCAUGUAUACGGUCUGGGACCUUUUGCGGAGUCCCGCGUAUGCUGUUCCCUUGUUGAUUAAUCUUACGGGGAGCGUAUGGUUCUUUUUGUUAAUCGGGCGCGCCGAACUGUCAUUGACGGUACCCAUCACCAAUUCCCUCGCCUUUCUCUUCACCGUCUUAGGUGAAUGGUGGGCUGAGAAGAAGACUAUUUCACCCAAUACGUGGAUCGGCAUGACUCUCGUCCUCGGCGGCAUCGCACUAUGCGUCAUUUCGAAGAAGUAAAUCGACCUCUACGCGAUAAUCUUUAACGCGAUCUUCUCUAUUCCUUUUCUUUUCUAUACCUUUUGUAUUUCCCUCCUCGACCCUCUUUUGGUGGGGACUUCAUAUAGACUACCGUACUCUGUAUUUACUCCUAUACAUUCACUUGAUAUCUACUCGCAAAUUCAGCAGAUAUCUCUUUUUCCUGUUAGAAAUGCUAGAAAUGGAACAAUCACUUCAUAGACAGGGUUCGGUUCAAAUUCAACCAGGCAGUCCACUUAUCAGCGC
This is a messenger RNA of Xylona heveae TC161, 1129 nucleotides long. RefSeq lists its product as hypothetical. The record is from RefSeq and is a predicted model, not a curated record. The coding region runs from base 410 to 865 and encodes 151 amino acids. The transcript is spliced from 3 exons. Lineage: Eukaryota; Fungi; Ascomycota; Xylonomycetes; Xylonales; Xylonaceae.